CCCCUUUUCUUCCACAUCUCGAGAUCGAAAACACACACAACAUUAUUUCUGUGAAAGAAGAAAACAGUAGAGACGAAAAUGUCAGGGAUUAUGCAUAAGAUCGAAGAUGCUCUCCACAUCGGAGGCCGCAAGAAAGAGGAAGAGCACAAGGGCGAACACCAUGGCGAGCACAAGGGCGAGCACAAGGGCGAACACCAUGGCGAGCACAAGGGCGAACACAAAGAGGGGAUCGUCGAUAAGAUCAAGGACAAGAUCCAUGGUGAAGGUCAUGAAGAGAAGAAGAAAAAGAAGAAGGAAAAGAAGCACGGUGAGCACGGCCACGAUGGCCACAGCAGCAGCAGCGACAGCGACAGCGACUAGAUGUUCUUCACUCUAACCUCCUCUAGGUAUAUAUAUGGGGAAUUGCAGUGGAAGAUGUUGCAUGUCUGAUUAUAUCUGCUAGCGUUUUCAGUAAUCUUUUUUUUAAAAAAAAAAUGAAGAAGAAAUAGAAGAAGAAGAGAAAGAGGAAGAAGAAGAAGUCUGUGAUCAUGUGAGUCAUGAAUUUUACCUAGUGUAAAAUAUGAAUUGCGUGAAAGCAGGCUUUGAUUGUUUAAUAACGAUUUUCUAUUUAAUAAUAUAUGUUUCUGAGUUUCUCUUGGGUUGUAA
Carica papaya (papaya) is the source of this 645-nucleotide messenger RNA. RefSeq names its product dehydrin family protein. NCBI's taxonomy places the organism in Eukaryota, Viridiplantae, Streptophyta, Magnoliopsida, Brassicales, Caricaceae. The record is from RefSeq and is a predicted model, not a curated record. Gene Ontology annotation, molecular function: metal ion binding.